GUCAGUGAGUCAGUGAGUCAGUGAGUAGUGCGGGAGGUGGCUGUACCGGCGCACACUGCGCUCAUACUACUUCAGUUGUGUAUGUGCGGGCGACCCAGCGUCAUCCACCCUACAGCUUGUGAAGAGCUGCAAUGCAAGAAGCUGCCACGAGGUAGUGAUGGCGAAGAUGGACCUCUCCUAGCAUGAGUCGACAACGCAUCAUGAUCCCGGAGGCGUUCAAGGUUCUUCCGCCACUAAGUCCAGAGCUUCCGGCGCCUCCUAGAGCUCCGCCACCCCAUCGAGUGGCUCCCCCUGUAGCCAGGAGGGAGAAGACGGCCUUCGUCAUCCUCAACGACGAGGCGCCACCACACGGGAGAAGUAGAGACAAUUCUCCUAAUGGGAGAGUGAGUCCUUUCCGAGGAAGAGGCUUCCGCGAAGAGACUUCCAGGCAUGCCUCCAGAGAGCCAUCCCCGUCACCUGACCGAGCGAGGAGAAUCCCUCCACGAGCGAGGAGUAGGUCAACCAGUAGACUGCCUGUAGCUACUCCUAGAACUAUAAACGGCUCCAGCACCCCUACCAGCCCUCCAGGAGUCUCUGGUAUACCUAAGCCUAUCAGCAGAAGAAACUCUUUGUCGCCAAAUAGAGCAACUCAAGUGUUGAAUCAAGUGAAUAGAAACAAAUCCAUAAAGUUGCCCUCCCAAGGAAAACCAGUGAUAAUAAAACCAGUGUCUCAAUCUCCUCGGCAUUCCGUUAAGACUGGCGUUUCUCCUAAAAGAGUUGGACCUUCGGAGAUCUCAAAAUCCCUAGUGAAUGGGACGAAACCACCGAUUCCGAAGAUUCAAGGAACGCAGAAUCAGAAAAAUGGUGAAAAGGAAAAUGACAAACGGGGUAAUCUUACAUCUCCGUAUAGGAAACGACCUCAGCCGAGCAAACCUGAAGCGGUCAAAUCCCCCUCUAGGAUACCGCGAACUAGAAGUGUCUCGAGAGGAAGGGAGGAUAAUGUCCGAGCUUCAUCUCCUGUACGAGCGGUUGUAAGGGCUUCACGAAAACUACCUCAAGGAUCAACUAAACCUGCUAACGGUGACAAAAAGGGUGUUUCGAAUAUAGAAAGGAGAAACAACGCUAAGAAAACUGGCCCGAUUGCAGAUAAGAAGAAUGCAACACCAAAAACAUCCGUGCCAACAACACCAGCGACACUAGUCGAAGAGAAGCCUAAGCUUAACUUAGACCUUGACAAUAAAGUUCCAACACCUAUAGAGGCUGUUGUUUCAACACUUCCAGGAACUGACGACAAGACUCCGGAACUCGAGAAGAAAGAAAUACAAGAAGCUCCGAUUGAGGUGCAACCCCAGGCUCAGGUACAAUCUCCUCCACCGGCAAAGACAGCGGAGGUAGAAAAAGAAAAUAAAACAGAGGAAACUCAGAAACCCCAGGAAGCUCCAACUGCUGCUAAAGAUACCAAAGAAGAAGUUCCAGAAGCAACUGUUACUCUGGUACGAACUACAACUGCUCCGGCUUUAGAACUUGCUCAGCCGGAUGUAAUCCCUACGAUUUUGUCCAAGGGAGAGCAGGAGAUCUCAAAGUCGAUCAGUGAAGGUCCUUCUGAGGAGGAUCAGGACGAGAACCCAGGAGGUCCGAAGGGAGAGACUCUCGCCUCCGUGGAGUCUGUCAGGUCCAAUUCCUCGGUGGAGACAGUGCGAGCGGCAACCAAGGGUCAGGGUAGAGAGAAUGAAGUGGAGGUACUUAGCGCCAACAACCUGAUGAAGUCCGACGGCCACACCAGAAACGUCGCUUGGGACAAGUGA
Messenger RNA from Macrosteles quadrilineatus (aster leafhopper), 1784 nucleotides. RefSeq names its product proteoglycan 4-like. NCBI's taxonomy places the organism in Eukaryota, Metazoa, Arthropoda, Insecta, Hemiptera, Cicadellidae. The record is from RefSeq and is a predicted model, not a curated record. Bases 183 to 1784 code for a protein of 533 amino acids. The transcript is spliced from 2 exons.